Cladocopium goreaui is the source of this 1506-nucleotide messenger RNA. The record is from the annotation of a GenBank genome assembly. Lineage: Eukaryota; Dinophyceae; Suessiales; Symbiodiniaceae.
CACGGGCGCUGGUUUGGGUCGGGGUCCAAAACGUGCGGAUCGGCGUCCAUCGCCAUGGCGACCAAACCGGGGCAAUGGAUGGUGACGGUGACGAUCUCGGGAAGCAACCGCUUGGGAGUCGAUGCCGAUUGGAGCGACGGCAAGACGCUGUACAUCAAGGCGAUCCUGGCUGGAGCAGUCCAUGAUUGGAACAGAGAGAACCCAACGAAGGCGGUGCAGCCAGGUGAUCGUGUCAUCUCAGUAAAUGGCGUCACUGGUGAUGCCCAAGCAAUGGUCCGGGAGAUCAAGGAUCGGAAUCUGCUUCUGUUACUUUUUCAGAAGGCGGAUGAAAAGAUGGCGGAGCCCUCAAGAGAAGACUCAGAACCUGUGCCGGUUCCGGGAGUGGCUCGCGCCGGGAUGCCUUUGACCCUCCCGGGGAUGCCACCGCGCACUGUGGAUAUUCUUUUGGAGAUCCGUGCUCGAGCAGCUGAAAAACAAGAGGCCCAGAAAGGCAUUGCAAGAAAGCCGCCCCCCAAGCCGUCCAACGAGCCGCCCAACCAUUACGAGGUCUUGGGCAUUGAAAUGAAGGCUGACGAUGCGGCCAUCAAAAAGAGCUACCGGAAGUUGGUGCUGCAAUGGCAUCCCGACAAACACCCGGCCCGCUCCGAAGCCGAAGUGAAGAUUCGGCAGAUCAACGCGGCGUAUGAGACCAUCAGCAAUCCGCUGAAGCGCCAAAGUUAUGAUCAGAUGCUUCAAGCGAUAGAAAGAAAGCGCUUGAACAUUCGAUUAGAGACGCAAUUUAUCAAGCCGAGGAUGAGCAUUCCAAAGGAAUUCAUGCUUUGUCCUCUAGGCUCUUCGGAUAAAUUCGUCCGAAUCGUUGAGAACCAGUUGUUGGUGCAGUCGCGCGAUGAAGCCCUUGGGGUGGCCUUCCAGGAAUUUUUCCAGGCGGCCAAAUUUUCUUUGUGGUGGCUGCCUGAAGUGAACAAUAUGUGUCGACUGCGAGCCCGCGAAACCGCAGGCCAGGGUAUGGAGGGUGGCAUCAAUGUGAGCUUCACCUUUGAAGCAGGUCAGGAAGAGGAUGAUAGCAUCGAGUCAGCCUGCGAGUUGUCUGCUGACCAGGAUAUGAAGAGAUGCAAUCUCAUUGUAAGUGCUUCACCCUUCAGUCAGGGCGCCUAUCGCUUCGAAGGCGCAUUCUGGCCUGGUCGAUACAUGGCCUACCGGUCACCAGAACAGCUGCGGAUGGCCGGAAAGGUUGAUGAGGGCAAUGAUGUUGCAGACUUUGUCCUGGUGGAUUUUUCAGCUGCAUACAAGUUCAUGACCACCAGCGAGGUGCUGAAAGGAGCCGUAGAUAGCCAGGGCGGGGCCGAAGGAGGCUACGUCAAGCUGAGCGAUUUGCGGGCGGACUUACAGGUGCGGCUCUACUUCCAGCAGAUGCUGGGCAGUGCUGUGUGGAACAACAAAGACUUCGAGACCUUCUUUGAAGGUCACUACGAAGAAUGGGACUUUGAUGCCAAGAAUCUGAGCUGA